Molecule: messenger RNA, 2230 nt
Organism: Vitrella brassicaformis
Lineage: Eukaryota; Vitrellaceae
Source: the annotation of a GenBank genome assembly
GCCGGACUCUCUCUUUUGCCUCGAUCUCAGGAAAGGGAGGACAAUCACACGGCAUAGACAGACUGAGUUGAUAUGGCGAGCUCGUUAGAUGAUCCCGGCCGUGGUCUUUUUCUCUCUUUGUUCGGCGAGGCCCCGAAGAAGCGUGUGGAAUCCCAAGAGGAGCGUGACAUAUCCGCCAGCACGUCCGCUGAGACGCCGCGAGAGGCCGCACAGCAGCCCCAACCCAGUGCCCCCGUGCAGCACCCUUCUCACCCGAGCACUGCCCCAGCAGCCCGGCAUCUCGACGCCAUCAACGUCGAUGCGCCCGGGGUGCCCAAGUUGUCGACACUUUGCCUGCAGAAGCUAAGGGCGCAGCGAACCCGGGUUGUCGUCGAUGCCAACAUCCCUGACAGUCAGCUCAAGACCAUAUACCAAGGUGGGUGGCGGGUGCACAGCACAGGGAGGAGAAGAGGAACAAGAGAUCGGUCUUCUGUGCUGUCGUCCACCCGUAUCGCUGUCCGUUGGUGUGUGCGCCGUGUGAUCAGGUGCCAGCAUUGAGGAGUUGGAGAGGUGCGAACGGAUCCACCCGCAGCGUCAGACGCUGGUCAGCAGGAUGGCGUGGCAGCACCUGUGGCGUGAUGCCGUCAAGUCACACUUGAGACACGUAUGGACAACAAGCACGCCCACAUACACACCAGGGGGAGGGAGGCCAAUGACUCGCUGCUGCUGUGUCGUGUGCUGGUUGUUUGUUGGUCAGCAAAAACACGUGUUGGAUCAGCGCAAGCCCAAACAGAGCUGGCGCACCUUCUAUCUCACCAUCAAGCAGAAGCAGCAGGAGCGGCUCAAGUGAGCACGGGCGCGGGGCACACUACUCAGACAGACGAUGGACAACGAACACCUGCCCACCACACCACAGCACACCACAUAACACAUAUGUUUCCUUCCCUCUGCCUGCAGGGCUGCCUCAGCGAUGGCGAAAGAAAAGUAACGCCUGGCCACCACACGCGAAGUGAGCAAGUGUGACUCACAUGUCCCUCGGCCGCCGCCUGUGUAUCAGGUACCGUGAGAGUGAGGAUUCCAAGAAGUCCAUCAAUGUCGUGUCGCACGCUGCCGAGCCGUCCAAGCGACGGUCCAAGGCCAAGGCGGGACAGGCCACCGCCCCCCUCAAGCUGGGGCCACAUGCGGACUUGGUCGUCAACUUUGGCGGCUCGAAGAGCUCGCAAACACGCAAGACCACCACCAAAUCCAAGACGGUGAGAGGAGAGGGAUCGGACAGGUGGCGUUGUGUCGGUGAGCACCUGAAGGGAUAUUUGUUGUUCAGGUGAAGCGUGAGAAGACCAAUGCGCACGUCAUGGUACAUAUCCAGACAUGCACGACUUGUGAAUGAUGCCGUGUGGGUGUCCCUGUUGGCUCUGCAUCUGUUUGACGGCAUAUGGACCACCAACAGAAGCCCAAAGGUGGAUGGAUGAGAUGAGAUGGAUGGGACCCAACUCAGACACACCACCGUGUAGCUGGUUUCCGUAUGUGUGGUAUGUCUGUGUUCGUUCAGUUGUGGGUGGCGUGGAGCAGCCGGUUCGUCAGCAGCCUGGGCAGCUUGGAUACAAUGGGCUGCCACGGGAGAUCAAGGUCACCAAGGACAGCUACAAGCCCCAAUACCUGGUGCCACCUGAGCCACAGCGCCAGGCGAAGAGGGGUCGCAGCAGCAGCCCUGCGAAGGAGCGGAUCAGCAGCCCUCAGCGAGCAAGAAGCAGCAGCCCCACGCCUCCACUCAAGAAGGCCAAGUGGCAGAAGACCGACUGACUGUGAUUGACUUAUCCCUAUCGAUGGUUAAGACGGGAUACGCCUAGCAGAUGCACACAUCCGACCGCCUUUUUGCCCGACGACACCGGGUUUGUUUUUCCUAAGACGAAUUGCAUGUGCGUGUCGCUCGCUGAGUGAGUGAGUGAGUCUGGUGUGUCUGUUGUCCAUACUCCUAAGACCAGAGUGCGCAAGAAUGUGUGGUUGUAGCGCGUGUGUAUGAGUGCGCGCGUCUGAUGUUUCCCCCGUCCCUAAAUGGAUAUGGGGUGUCCGUAUCUUCGCAAUUCAGGUGGACGGCACACGUAGGAAGGGAGGAAGACAGGGGUGAAACGUGCAUUGGCGACAGCCGUUUGUAGGGGUGGACCAGGCCUGUCUGCAUGUAUGAGGAUUGCUUGCGUCCGUACGUUCAGACGCAGAGGAAGUAUUUGGUCAUCAAUCGAUAUUUAAAUGCAGC